Molecule: messenger RNA, 627 nt
Organism: Leptosia nina
Lineage: Eukaryota; Metazoa; Arthropoda; Insecta; Lepidoptera; Pieridae
Source: the annotation of a GenBank genome assembly
AUGCGAUAUGUGUUAAAUUUGAACCGAUUUCCAUGCGAGUGGCUGGUCAUCAAUUUACUAAGGUGGGGUGCGGGAGGGGCAAGCUCAGGCUCCUCUAACCCCUUAUUUUACAUUUCACACUCCGGGAAAAUCGUUAGAGAAAUCUGCGUAUCGUGCAUGUCCGAGAUACACGCACACACACGCGCGCCCGCUGCUAAGAAAAGAUCCGCUUUAAUUGAAUUCCCGCGCUGUAAAACUGGGACGUGUAGCUGGGGCCAGAUCGGGCGCAAAGCAGAAGUCCGAGCGAUAUCGGAAGUCUUAGGCCGCGGGUGGUCACAUACAUUAUUACCGUACAAUGUCACUAUGCAAAUGUAUGUAGGAGAGCUUUGUAUACGCAGUUACGCAUACGGGGAAGGGGUGUCCUCUCCACAUAAUCCGCUUUCCCCAUCAGCCUCGCGCCAGUUUCGCCAAAGAUGGUUCUACGCAUGUGAGUGUACACACGCGGCACUUUCUCUUGAAGCUCGCCACUGGCUUUUAAAGAGGGUGAAGGGUGGCAGGGGGUGGCUAGAGGGCGAGCCGUUCCGAACGGGUAACCACGGGGGCAGCGGACACAGGCCUUACGUGCGCUACAUAGAAACGGAACCGUAG